AUGGCUCACACCGGUCCAUUGGCACAGGUACGCACUUUUCGCCACCCUCCUAUGGUUGAACCCAUACUGACACUUCUCUACAACAAGCCUAUCACCCUCAAGCUCUCGGGCAAGGUUAUCAAAAAUCGUCUAUACCGUACUCCCCUCAGUGAAUAUGCCUCGACAUACGACGAGGACAACGUUGAAAACUGUGGAAAGCCCCUCCCACGUUACGCAGACCUCUACCAAGAAAUCGCCGAUGGCGGCGCUGGUUUGAUCUGCACUGGCAAUAUCCCCAUCCAUCGUGACAACUUGGAAAACUACAACAACGCAGUACUCGACAUCAACAACCCCUGGGAUCCAGUCGAGGCCUUUCGUCCUGCUUGCCAGGCCGCGAAGUCCCGAGGCGCGAUCUUUCUUCCCCAGCUGCAGUUUCCCGGUCGUCAAGUGCCGGAAUUCCUGAAUGCGAACCCGAAGUCUUCGUCUUCUGAGCAGCUGGAGCCUUGCCUGAACAAGACAUAUGGUAAGCCCUCGCCGUUGACUAGAUCCGAGAUCAAGGAUUUGCAAGAUCGGUACGUUUGGGCCGCGGAAGUACUGUUCAAGGCUGGCGCCGAUGGUAUUAUUCUACACGCGAGUCACGGAUAUAUCAUGCAGCAAUUCCUAUCACCCUUGAUCAACAAGCGAACUGAUGAGUAUGGUGGAAGUCUGGAAAACCGCGCCCGGUUCAUCCUCGAGACCGUCAAUGCAAUCAAGGCCAAACUUCCACUGAACGAAUUCGUCAUCGCCGCUAAGCUCAACUGCCAUGACUUCAUCGAGGGGGGAACUAGCUUCGCCGAACAGUGUGUCGUUAUUAAAUGGCUUGAGGAUGCUGGAGUGGAUUUCUUUGAUAUUUCAGGUGGAACCUACGCCUCCCCUGCAUGGAGAGGAAACAUCAUGAAAGAGCUGGCAGAGAGACCCUCACAGAAGGAGAGAGGAAGCUACUUCAUUGAGUGGGCGCAGGAAAUGAAGAAAGUCUUGUCUCGUGCUGCUAUUGGAACGACAGGUGGCUGGAGGGACAGCCAUCGGAUGUCUGAAGCCGUCGAGGGAGGUGACAUUGAUAUGAUCGGACUUGGACGACCACUUCGUGAAGAUCCGGAAUUUGUUAACCGAGUUCUCCGAGGAGAAGUCAGGAAAAGCAACCUUUAA
Messenger RNA from Penicillium odoratum, 1164 nucleotides. RefSeq lists its product as uncharacterized. The record is from RefSeq and is a predicted model, not a curated record. The coding region runs from base 1 to 1164 and encodes 387 amino acids. The transcript is spliced from 7 exons. NCBI's taxonomy places the organism in Eukaryota, Fungi, Ascomycota, Eurotiomycetes, Eurotiales, Aspergillaceae. Gene Ontology annotation, molecular function: oxidoreductase activity; FMN binding.